AUGGCCACCUUCUCCUCCUCCUUGGCCCUCCUCACAACCCUCCUCCUCCUCCUCCUCCUCACCGGCCCGCUCGCCCGUGGCUCCCCCACCAUCGACAACGUAUGUCGUCAGACGCGCGACCCACCUCUCUGCACUCAGUUGAUCACUUCAGACCCGCGGAGCGAGACGGCCCCACUCCCGGACAUAGAGGCCUACACCAUCGACCUCGCGGCCUAUCGUGCGGGCAACACAAAGAUCGAUAUCCACAAUGCCUUCAUUCGGGCCACGGGGGACCUCCGGGACCGUUACCUCCAAUGCGAAAACCUAUACCUCGACUUGCUCGAUGCCUUCCGGGCGGGCCCGGGAGAGCUCAAGAACGGAGAGUUUGGACAGCUCGUUGCGCUCGGGGAGCAAGCCACGCAGGCGGCCGACGGGUGUGAGGCUGCCUUCAGCGGCAGCUCGCCGGUUAGGGAUGGGGAUUUGGUGGUUGGGGUUCUUGGCCAGGCCAUUAGUGUCAUUGCAAGGAAUCUUUAG
Molecule: messenger RNA, 513 nt
Organism: Striga hermonthica
Lineage: Eukaryota; Viridiplantae; Streptophyta; Magnoliopsida; Lamiales; Orobanchaceae
Source: the annotation of a GenBank genome assembly